UUAUGAAAUUGGUCUGAUUAUCUUGCAGAUCUCUUGGACCUCGGGAAUGGGAAAUGCAUCGUCGUCCAGCGAUCCUUCUUCAUUUGAUAACAGUCCGCCAUCCAUAACGUACAACGACAACAUGUCUGAAUUCUCCUGGGCACCUACGGCCGCCUGGCGAAGAAAUUCCGAGAGUUCGAAUGGACGGACUACAUCUUCUAUUGGAGCUUCGAUGAACUUCACAUUUGAAGUGCGUCAAGCCAUCUCAUUAUCCGGCCCUAUAGGACCCAACUUUACUUCAUCAUAUUCUGUCGCUUUGGACGGAUCAUCUCCCCGCGCCUUCUCCGCCAACAGAAUCACAAGCACGGCUAUUCUUUACUAUGCAGAUAAUUUGGGGCCCGGGGAACACACAGUGCCCAUCAUCAAUCAUGGAGUUAGCAAUGCUACUGAUAUCACAAGGCGAACCAGAGAUUCAAACACACAGAAUUGUUUUGGGAUUUACCAAGCGCAGGUGUGGAAAGGAGAGGAGGUUGUCACUCCUACAUCAAAUGAUACUAAGUGAGUUACAGAUUUCAUAUUAUGUCCAGGUGAUUGUGACUCUCGUAGCGUUGGAAUUAGCACUGGUGCCAUCGUGGGCAUCUCUA
Molecule: messenger RNA, 623 nt
Organism: Lentinula edodes (shiitake mushroom)
Lineage: Eukaryota; Fungi; Basidiomycota; Agaricomycetes; Agaricales; Omphalotaceae
Exons: 3
Coding region: 47-541 (164 amino acids)
Source: RefSeq, a predicted model, not a curated record